AUGGCUCUACGGAACCAUGAGUGUGAUGCUGCGGUCGCAGCUGGGGUUAAUCUUAUCCAGUCCCCAGAGCAACACAUUGGUACAAUGAAGGCCGGGGUGCUGUCGAAAACGUCGACGUGCCAUACUUUCAGCGACCAAGCCGAUGGCUAUGGACGCGCGGACGGUGUUGGAGCCGUUUAUGUUAAACGGCUCAGUGACGCCAUUGCCAACAAAGAUCCUAUCCGAGCAGUCAUUCGUGGAUCUGCGGUAAACGCAAACGGUCGUACUCCUGGAAUCACACAGCCAAGCUCUGCUGGACAGGCAGCUGUGGUUCGCAAGGCCCACGCCCAGGCAGGGCUGAAUCUUCACGACACUUCGUACGUGGAGGCGCACGGCACUGGUACUCCUGUGGGCGAUCCCAUUGAGAUUCGUGCCCUCGCGGACGCAUUCUCAAGCAGACCGAAGUCCUCACCUUUGUUGAUUGGAUCAGUUAAAACCAAUCUCGGGCACAGUGAAGCUGCCAGCGGUAUCUCCAGUAUUAUCAAGGCCGUUCUCGCUCUUGAGCGAGGAGUGAUUCCCCCAACUGUAGAUGUUGGGACUAUGAACCCGGACAUCAAGACGUACGACUGGAACGUCGAAAUCGUCACCCAAAACACGCCGUGGCCCUGCGAUGGUUGGAAUAUUCCUCGAAGGGCCGGUAUCAACUCGUUUGGUUACGGCGGAGCCAACGUUCACGUUGUGCUGGAGGCGUCCGACUCGUUCGUGCCAGCGGGCUAUCACAAGAACGUGGUCCCUACUUCGGUGCUCAAUCUUAUCAAUAAGAAACUCCUCUUGCCCUUUUCAGCCUCCAGCCAGUCGGCCCUCACAGCCAGAGUGUCCAGCCUCAGCGGAAAACCUGCCAAUCUGGUAGAUCUUGCCUACACUUUGACGGCACGUCGGUCCAAGCUGGCAACCAAUGGCUUCCUGAUUGCCUCGCAGCGCACUCUGGCGGACGACCUAAAGCCUGAGAAUCUGAUCAUUCCCCGCGAGACCAACAUUGAUGUAAGCAAGGGGCUUACAUUUGUGUUCACGGGACAAGGCGCACAAUGGGCCGCAAUGGGAAAGGGUCUUAUUGACCAAUACGCUGCCUUCCGCAACUCCAUCCAGCAGUUUGACGCGGUUCUCAAAGGCCUCGAGCAUGCCCCUUCCUGGACUCUCCUGGACACUCUGACUCAACCGGCUGAAAAGAGCCAGAUCAAUGAGGUCAGCCGGGCGCAAACGGCAUGUACCGCUCUGCAGGUUGCUCUGGUGGACCUUCUCUUCUCCUGGGGUAUCGAACCAUCUGCAGUCAUUGGACACUCGUCUGGCGAGAUUGCAGCAGCCUACGCCUCCGGCUUCUUGACCUCAAAGGAAGCGAUUACCAUCGCCUACUACCGAGGUUAUGCGGUCAGCAAGUUAUCUAUCAAAGGACAGAUGAUGGCCGUCGGGUUCGGGCAGGAGAGUGCGGUAGAGGAGAUUGAGCGUAACGGAUUGACCGGGAAGAUAACUGUGGCUUGUGUCAACUCGCCCGAGAAUGUCACUCUAAGCGGUGAUGCCGACGCAAUUGACACUCUACACUCGGCCAUGAGCGAAUCGAGCGUCCUCCGUCGCAAACUGCUCACUGACGGACGGGCGUAUCACUCACACCAUAUGGCUCAAGUCGGUGCCGAGUAUGAGAGUCUCGUUCGAGCCAGCUGCAAGCCACUCGCGACGCGCGUGAAGAGCAAGGCUCAUGUACAGUGGAUUUCGUCUGUGUUUGUUACCUCGAACACAGACACGAUCGAUUACUCCUACUGGCGACACAAUCUUGAGAAGCCUGUUCUGUUCGGCCCUACUCUGAAGAAACUGGCCGAGACGCACUCAACUCCGUUGGUGGAGAUCGGUCCUCACGGAGCCCUGAAACUUCCUAUCAAGCAGACCCUUCAAGAUGUUGGAAUUACCGCUCCUUAUUUCCAAGCUGUCACGCGUGGAGAGUCCACCGAUUCGAGUCUCUUGAAACUCCUGGGUAGCUUGUACGUGGCUGGUGCAAACGUGCCUCUUAACCUUAUCAACGGCCUCGACAAUGUAGCUGCUGCUAAGGACCUCAGUCUUGUUGGCAAGAUUGUGAAGGAUCUCCCCACCUACCAGUGGACAUACCAGCAGACAUUGUGGAACGAGUCGCGUGCUAGCAUAGAGUUCAGGAACCGCAAGUACCAACGCCAUGAGCUGCUUGGCUCAAUGACUACCGGCAGCAACCUGGUGGUCUUCACAUGGCGGAACGUUCUCAAUGCCAACGAUGUGCCAUGGAUUCAAGACCACAAGCUAGAUCGCACUGUCGUAUUCCCCGCCGCUGGAUAUAUUGCCAUGGCAAUCGAAGCUCUUACUCAGGCCUUGGGCAAGAAGCAGGCGGACGCUUUGUCUUAUGAGCUGCGCAAUGUCAACAUCAUGGCCGCUUUGACUUUGUCUAGCCAGGAUAACAUGGUUCCUGCGGAGAUUUUCACUACUCUGCGAAAGAAAAGUGUCUCUCCCACUGUCAAAUCCAAGAAAUGGUGGGAGUUCGAGAUCGUUUCCGUCAAAGAUGGAAUCUCAUCCACGCACGUCCUUGGUUCUAUUGCGGUCUAUGUGCCUCGUGCGCCUCUUGCUGCCGCUGUUAAACUGGACGAAGCUCAUGGCGAGCCGUCUGCGGUGCGCAACUGGUACCAGAAGAUGAGAGAUGAGGGUCUGAACUUCGGGACCCAAUUCCAAACUAUGAGGACGCUUCGCGUUCCUCGAGGCCGGACGGACCGCUGGGCCAUCUCGGAGAUUGAUGUCCAUCAACAGACACCGGGGGGUAUCGAGCAUGAUUCAAGCUAUACCAUCCACCCUGUCAGCAUCGAUGGCAUGUUCCAGACUGCCAUCAUUGCCGGUGCCCACGGAGUCAUUCCCGAUCUCCUGGCUCAGGUUCCCGUGUCUUUCGAGAGCGCCAUUAUUCGCGCCCCUACGGCUGCGGAUCUCGCCAGCAGCUACACAGUCUUUGCUGACUCCCAUGCGACGAGUUUCUCGACCGCUACUAUCUCCACGGAGCUGCGUAAGCCUGAUGGACAGGUGCAUGCACAGGUCCACGGCAUGCGUCUGAGAACCUACGAAGGGUCUGCGAACAACACAGAUAUAGUGGAGCGUCAACCGAUGCUUCGUGUCUGCUGGAAACCGGAUCUCGCCAGUCUACAAACUGCCCCUCAUGUGCUCGAGGAGUUCAUUAUGGGCGAGGCGGCGUUGGAGAGACUCUCGGCGCAGGUCUGCCCCUCUGAAAAGCUUUACCGCAUGCUGGGAGUCUUGGAGCUCUUCUGCCACAAGAACCCCCGAGCUCGAAUUCUCUACUGUCUCGCCGAUUCUGAUGACCUGACCGCUGUGGGAGUGUGUAUGAGCAAGCUGGGAGCGGGAACCGAGAUGCCCAACUACAGCUCGUUCUCUGUGGCUGAGAUCACCGAUGAAGGUGUGGUGAACAAAAGAAAGCUUCUUGAGGCCGGCCCGCCUGCAGACCUUAAAUCGCUCCCCGUUGAUGGCAAUGCGUCCACUUAUGAUGUCGUCAUCGUGCCUAUCGCAUACCAAGACCAGCAAAAGAAGCAGAUCGAUCAUCUCCUGCCAUUGGUCGGCUCCAAUGGUCUCCUCCUUAUGCCGGAUCCUUUGCAGUCGUUGCCCAAGCUGCCGCAGGAGGCCGACGAAUCAACCACCUGGGAAGCGUCUAACAUCUGUGGAUUUGGACUCCUCCAGAAGCGUACACAAGACCCGAAGUCGGGAGCUCAGAUCGAAAAUCUCGUCCUUGUUGAAGAAACACUGGGUACCGCGCUGGGCGAUGCUAUUCUAUCGACAAUCUCCCGCAUCGCAGACUCGGUCACUCGACUGCCCUUGGAUGCGGUCUCGGAAAGCACCAUCCCUGCCAAGUGCACUGUUGUCACCACUGUUGAAACCGCCCAACCCUUCCUGUCCACUAUGGAUGAAGAACACAUGGGUCUGUUGAAGGUCAUCACCAACCGUGCUUCCAACGUGGUCUGGGUGAACAGCUGCGGUAUGCUGCAGGGUAAAAACCCGGACAUGGCUCUCGUCGGCGGUCUUUCCCGAUCCUUGAUGCUGGAGCAGCCGUCUCUUAGCUUUUACACUCUGGACAUGGAUGGCAAGACCACACCCGAUAUCACUGCUAAGCAUAUCGCCUUUAUUCUCUACCAGAGUGUCCUGUCGCCGCACAUUGACUACGAGUUCGUCGAGAGGAAUGGUCUGCUGUACAUCAGCCGUUUCCUGCCCGACUAUGCGUCUAAUGAUCGGUUCCAGCAGACGCAAGGAAAGCAUAUCAAGCAGAUGGAGCUAAAGGACGCCGGUGAUUGUGGUCUCUUCCUGCAGGGAGCUAGCCAGGUGCACUCGCUCUGCUUCAAGCAGAGCCCGGGCCUCGCUCAGUUGAAGAGCGAUAAUGUCGAGGUUGAGGUGAUCGCUCACGCUAUCAAUGCUCAGGAUAGUCAGGUCAUUCACAGCAAGGCGGAGACCAAGAAGUCUACCUGCGGCACGGCGUUUACUGGUAUUGUGAAAGGAGUCGGUAGCUCUGUUGCCGGUCUCGCUCCUGGAGAUCAUGUCGCUGUGAUGGCACCUAAUCACUUCCGUCUCACCGAUCAGGUUCCUUCCUGGGCUUGUCAGAAGCUUGAGUCCGCAGACAGCCUCACCGAGCUUGCAACCAUUUUCGUCCCGUACGCCACAGCUCUAUACGCACUGCAUGAUCGCGCCCACAUCCAAUCCGGGGAGUCUCUGCUCGUGCACAUUGACUCGUCAGGCAUCGGACUAGCCUCUGCUCAACUCGCCGCUCUCUCGGGGGUGGAGGUCUUUUGCACCGUGCUCACGCAGGAAACCAGGGACUUUCUGAUCAAGUCGUAUGGGAUUGACGAGAACCGAGUCUUCGUUCUGGACGAAGCAACCUACCUCGCAGACAUCCAGGCCGCAACUAACGGUCGCGGUGUUGAUGUCGUAUUCAAUCUGUUCAACGAUGACCUGCUUCACGACAGCUGGCGAGCCUGUGCGGACUUCGGCCGGUUCGUGGAAAUCGGCAAUCGGACUGCCGAGGGCUUGGAUAUGAGUUUCUUCUCUAAGCAGCUGACUUACACUGCGUUUGAUCUGGAGAGUCUCUUUUAUUCGACAAAUCCGGCUGUUUGGAAGAAGUGGACUAGUCUAAUGCAGAACGUGUUGAAGCUGUACCGGGAAGGGCGCAUUCAACUUGCCGAGCCUUCGAAGGUCUUCGAUGUUUCUCAGGUUUCUGAAGCAUUUCAUUAUGCCAAUGCAGACAAUCUUCUCGGCGGUGUCGUGGUUUCGCUGGAGAACCGCAGCUCCAAGAUCAAUGUCCUUCCAAUGAAGUACGCCACCGUGCUCUCUUCCGAGAAGACGUAUCUCCUAAUCGGCUGUCUUGGUGGGCUCGGUGCAUCUCUUGCCAAAUGGAUGUUUGCGCGUGGCGCACGGAAGUUCGUCUUCCAGGGUCGAUCCGGAGCGGACCGUCCUGCAGCACGUCGUCUCGUCGAAGACCUCCAGUCCCUUGGCGCUGAAGUGUCCGUCGUUCGCGGAGACGUAGGCAGCAAGGCCGACGUGCAACGAGCCGUCGACAGCAUCCCCGGUAUCCUCGGCGGCGUCGUCCAAGCCGCCAUGGGUCUGAGCGAAGCCCUCUUCACCACCAUGACGAACCAAGCCUGGCACACCGGCAUUGGCCCCAAGCUGCGCGGCACCUGGCAUCUCCACGAGGCUAUCGCCGCGCGCGAGCAAACCCACCCCCUCGACUUCUUCCUCAUGACCUCCUCCGUCUCCGGCAGCGUCGGAACCGCCACCGAAAGCAACUACUGCGCCGCGAACCACUUCCUCGACGCCUUCGCGCGGUACCGUCGCGCGCACAACCGCGCCGCCAGCUCGCUCGGCCUCGGCAUGAUCUCCGAAGUCGGCUAUCUGCACGAGAACCCGGAGAUCGAAGAGCUGCUCCUCCGCAAGGGCAUCCAGCCCAUCAACGAGGAAGAACUGCUCCAGAUCGUCGACAUCACGCUCAGCCAGAACGCCACCACCCCGGGGUUCCUGCGUUCCGACCCCCUAGCUAGCAGCCACAUCCUGACCGGCCUCGAGCCGCUCGCCCUCAAGGGCCUCCGCAGCAAGGGCUUCGACGUCAGUAACCCCAUCCUCUCGGACCCGCGCGCCUCCCUCCUCGCCACCACCAUCGACGGCCUGACCAACGCUGCCGACGAUACCCUCGGCGCCGCCGUCUCCGCGGAACUAACGCAAGCCCUCACCGAGGCGGGCGAGGGCGUCCCCCUCCGCGACACCGUCGCUGCGCUGGUGGGCAAGCGGUUCGGGAACCUGAUCCUCAUCCCGGCGGAAAAGCUCGAUGUCAAAUUACCUCUGUCGACGUACGGCAUGGAUAGUAUGUUGGCAGCCGAGUUCCGGUCCUGGGUGUAUCGGGUAUUCAAGGCCGAUGUGCCGUUCUUGGAUCUGUUGUCCCCGACGAUGAGUUUGGAUUCGUUGAUUGAUGGGAUUGAAAAGGAAGUUGGUGCUUUGAUGGCUUAGUGCGUUUGUUUAUUUGUUUGAUCGAUUGAUUGGGUUGAAUUAUUGGAUUGGGCUGGUUGGGGGGGUAUGAGUUAUGAUUCUUGGGGUUGGGUUUCUUUCCUGGAGUUUGGCGUUUUGUAUAUAUUUUUUUGUCUGCUUGCUUGUUGCUUUGGAUUGGGCUGGGUUGUUUGUGUUUACUUUUACUUUGUAUACUCUUUCCUUCUACUAUAUAUUUCUAUCAUUCGACUACUGUUCUAU
Messenger RNA from Aspergillus melleus, 6768 nucleotides. RefSeq lists its product as uncharacterized. Lineage: Eukaryota; Fungi; Ascomycota; Eurotiomycetes; Eurotiales; Aspergillaceae. The record is from RefSeq and is a predicted model, not a curated record. Gene Ontology annotation, biological process: secondary metabolite biosynthetic process; fatty acid biosynthetic process. Gene Ontology annotation, molecular function: fatty acid synthase activity; oxidoreductase activity. The transcript is spliced from 6 exons. Bases 1 to 6531 code for a protein of 2176 amino acids.